Eurytemora carolleeae is the source of this 2551-nucleotide messenger RNA. RefSeq lists its product as uncharacterized. The transcript is spliced from 14 exons. Bases 75 to 1877 code for a protein of 600 amino acids. The record is from RefSeq and is a predicted model, not a curated record. Lineage: Eukaryota; Metazoa; Arthropoda; Copepoda; Calanoida; Temoridae.
AAGUGUUUAUAUUUUCUUGUUUAGCAGUUGGCUAACCCAUCUCUCAUUCGGGUGAAAACAUCCAAAGGCUAAGCAUGGGGAAGACGGUCUGGCUUAUACUAACAGUGAUGGGGGUGCUUGGAACCCCUUUAGCCUCUGCCGACCCUGAGCCCCAACCUGAGCCACACCCUGAGCCCCAACCUGAGCCACAGCCUGCUCCUGAACCUGAACCUCAACAAACCCUCUACUCGGAUGAAGGAACCCUUGUUUUAGGAACCUAUGAUAACUCCUCCCCCUACUCCUACUCCCAGGAACCAGUUCCUGGGGCUUCAACCUACAAUUCAUGGAACUGGUUGUCUAGUAGCUCUUCUGCCUCUUCAAGAAGUGCAAGUAUGGCAUCUUCCGGAAGUUUGGGAAUGGUGUCUCCGGGAUAUUCUGGCGUUCUUUAUUCUGGAGGUAACUGUGGUGUGAUGAACCAGUGUUGCCAGGCUGCUCAGGAAGGAUGCUGUAUGGGUGAGAAGAAGUGCUACACUAUAUUUGAGCAGAAGUGUGAAUACGCUUCCAAACCCAGCUGCAGGACUUUCAGCAAGAAGGCCUGCGCGAGCUAUUCUAUCCGAGGAUGCCGAUAUGCCACCAAAUCAGUCUUUUAUGACCUACCAACUACCGUCUGUGAUACAAAGCGUGAAAAGAAAUGCUGGGACUAUGAAACUACCACCUGUGACAGGAAAAUGGAGAUGCACUCUGAGAACAUAACCUGGAUGGAUCAGGAGCUUAUCAAUAGAGGGAUGAAGACGGAGAAAAAAUGUGAGACCGUUCCAGCCUGCAAUUUGGUAGAUGAUGUAAAGCAAGUAACCCAACAAGUUCCAGAGAUGAAAUGUGAAAAGAUUCCUAGAACAAGGAGUUCUUGUCGAACAGUUCCUGUCCCUCAACCCCCUCAGCAAGUUACCCGAACUGUGCUGGAUGUUAUUUACCGAGAACAGUGUUAUGAUAUACCAAAACCUGAAUGCACUACAGUUGGUUGUGAUACUGGAUGUUCUUCGUCUGGCCAGAGUAUUUGCUCCGCCAACCAAGUGCAGACCAGAAACAUUUGCCCCACUCCAGCCUGCGCAACGGAUAACUGCCCUGUUGAUCCAUAUUGUCAGCAGGUCUCGGUUCCAAUUUGCUACCAGAAUUCCAUGGUCCAAAGUUCAUCAGUUCAGAGCUCGUGUUCUUCCGGGAAUCAGCAGUGUUGUUCUAUGGGAUCUGAGAGGGUCUGUAGACAAGUUCCCAUGAAGGUUCCUCGAACAGUGACUGUAAACAUCCAACCACCUCCAACCUUUAAGACAGAAUGUAACCCAAUUACAGAUUAUGAAACUAGAUGCAGAACUGUAAUGGUGCCGAAAACCUACUCCAUACCCACCAAGAGAUGUGAGAGCGGACAAAAAGAGGAAUGCUUUGAUGUCACUGUUCCUAAUGAAGAAGUUGUUUCGAAUUCUAAAUCAUCCCUAAUCACGGAGGAGGUCCUUAAAUGUAAUAUUGUCACAAAAACGACAAAGCACUGUGCAGUUGUAGAUACCGGGGUAGAAUGUAGGGAUACUACCGUAAAGAAAAGCGGGUCUGUUAAAUACAAGAUCUGCGACCAGCAACAACAAAAACAAGUUUGCUUUGACGUACCAUAUUCCAACUGCGAGAAUAGUGGAGGCAAUGUUUGUCAGAUGGUUCCAAGAGAAGUUUGUCAGGAUACAUGCUCACAAGAUUCAAAAUGUGGGGAAUGUACUCAGUUCGUGACUCAGGGUGGAUUCAGCGCAUGUUCUAAUCAGCAGCAAUGUCCCAACUUUAUACCAUCAAACUCAGUAUACUCCGGGGCUAGCACUAUACCUGUAUACAAUCCAUAUGAUCCAAUCCUUGGGAGUAAUUGAUUAAAUCCCUGGGAGCACUUGAUUUAAUCCCUGGGAGUACUUGAUUUAAUCCCUGGUAGUACUUGAUUCAAUCCCUGGGAGUACUUGAUUCAAUCCCUGGGAGUACUUGAUUCAAUCCCUGGGAGUACUUGAUUAAAUCCCUGGGAUUACUUAAUUCAAUCCUUGGGAUUACUUAAUUUAAUCCCUGGGAAUACUUGAUUUAAUCCCUGGGAGUUCUCAAUCUAAUCCCUAAGAGUACUCGGCAAUUUUUGACAUCCCUUGAUCCAAUUCCUUUUUUGUGCUUAAUCCAACUUCUAAGAGUACUCAAUUCAAUCCCUUGAGUACAAAUACAGCUUUUCUUAUUCAUUUUUAUCGUUGUUUCCUCUUACUCCAUUAUUUUCUAUUCUAUCGGAAAGCCCUAUUCCAUAGACAGCUAGUCUUUUGAAAUGUGAAUCCGAUCUUAAUCCAAACGGUUUCCACUUGAAUAUUGUUUGGUUUCCAUUUACAUAUAUUUGAUUGGUUUCUUAAAUAUUUGAUGGUUUUAAUCAAAAGAUUUGAUGGAAGUUUUCUUAUUGUUAGUUUUGCACCUAAAGUUACCAUUUAGUUAUUCUAUACACGUACAUUUAUUUACAAUUUGUCAUCAAAUGUUAUUGUAAAUGUUUGCAUUUUUUCAUAAAGUUUCUAAAAUAUAUUAA